GGUCUCAUGUGUAAAGCCGUUGGUGUAGCCACUCAUUUAACUUGGCUGUGGAUGUUUUCCUGGAGUUUCAUCUGCAGCUUCAACAUGUUUCGCGAUUUUACAUCAAGGACACGUAACUCCGUCCCAACUAGACAAGAAGACAGACUCAAUCUCAUUAAACGUUUUGUUGCCUCCCUUUUAAUGCCAGUCGCAGUCGUGUUGGCCGUGGUCGUUACUACGCUCAUUUUGACUGAGGGAGAGAACAUUGGAUACGGUGAGAAUCUCUGCUACUUGGACACACCUCUGACUGUAGGUAAGUGCACUUCCUUUAUGUGUUGUUUUCAGAUUUUUGAACUUUUAAAAUUUUUAAUUUUGAGAAGUAAGCGACAACCUUUGAGAAAAUAUAAGUUGAUGUUUAAAAUUUUGAUUCUAUCAGUGUACAGUUCGAAUAUUUGUUUCCCAACUUAGGACUCGCAGUGUUAGCGCCGAUGACUCUUGUCGUUGGAUGCAACGUGGUGUUCUUCACACUGACUGUCUUAAACAUUGAGAGAAUUCGUCAUCUACAUCAUCAUGUGACAUCAUCCGACACAAGGAAUUUGCUGGUGUACGUCAAGCUAUCAUCACUGACAGGAGCUUUCUGGACAAUGGCAUUGGUCGGAGAAGUAACCGAUAUGGAUUUUCUGAGGUAUUUAUUUUGA
Molecule: messenger RNA, 677 nt
Organism: Lymnaea stagnalis (great pond snail)
Lineage: Eukaryota; Metazoa; Mollusca; Gastropoda; Lymnaeidae
Source: the annotation of a GenBank genome assembly